AUGUCGUUUCAAUUUCCAGGUACUGUAAAGGGAAUAAUCUCGGGCCCCAAGCACCCUGAGGUUACUUCAGUUGCUAGGCCUUUUGAGAGCACUCCAUGUCUAGAUGAUGAGCCUGAUCAGCACCUAAACGGAGAAUCCGAAAUGGAGGUCAAGGAAAUCCCCUUCAAAUCCCUAGACAUGCCCUCUCAAGUCACCACGAAUGCCGCCAAGCAAGAGAGCUUUAGGCAGGAGACUGAGACCAAUGCUUGGAGAGCCAAUGGGGACGUCGGAGACAUCUCCCAUCAAAUCAUUAGUUCUUACUUUAUUGGCCCUCAGGCCGAAAAUCUGGACUACUUCAAGGCUAACAUUCACAACAUCCUGGAGGAACUCCGAAAUGGGCGUCUCAAUUAUUACCCCCAGGAUGGAAAAUUUAUCACUAGCGCAAUCCAGAAUACGCCCGCCUUCAAGAAUUCUACAGACAAGCUUAGCAACGCCGUUAAAAAUCUAGCCAACCUUCUCAGCCGAACAUCGAUCCCGUUCUGGUCUCCACGCUACGAGGGUCAUAUGUGUACUGACAUGAGCAUGGCUUCCCUUUUGGGCUAUUUCAUGACCAUGCUCUACAACCCCAACAACGUGGCUAUUGAGGUCAGCCCCAUCUCCACCGUUGCAGAAAUUGAAGUCGGAGAGCAGCUAUGUACUCUCUUUGGAUACAAUGUUGAUGGCGAGUCCACGGAAGAACCAACAGGAUGGGGGCAUAUCACUUGUGACGGAAGCGUUGCCAAUCUAGAAUCCAUAAAUCUCAAGUAUUACCCUCUGUCUCUACGCGAGGCUAUGAAACCCGAACAACCGCUCGAGUAUAUUAGCUCCAAGUUUUUCGUACAGACUUGUGUCGGCGAACAGAAGCUGUUCUCUGAGUUGACCCCAUGGGAGUUACUCAACUUGAAACCAAAUGAUAUUCUCGAUAUCCCGGACAGAUUGUAUCAAGAGCACGAGGGUGCCGUUGACUCCCUUAGCUCUGUUCUUGCUCUGAGGAAACAGUUCCAGGCCAGAGGAUUAUCUUUCCUCGUUCAUGGCGAUGCGGCUUGGGGAGGUUAUUUCUGCACUAUGCUUCCUAAGAAUUAUCACCCUGGUGAGGUUAUCAAUCUCCCCACUGAAAUGGGACAGUCGGAUGGGUUCGUCCCAGAUGCGAGUCUACGCGCCGAAACUCAAGAGGAUCUUUAUGCUCUCCGUUUCGCAGACUCUAUCACAGUUGACCCGCAUAAGGCUGGGUAUAUCCCGUACCCUGCUGGAGGUCUCUGUUACAGAGAUGGACGUAUGCGGUUCCUGGUUACAUGGACCUGCCCAUAUAUAUCCAGAGGCUCGGUUACCAGUAUUGGAGUAUAUGGCGUUGAAGGGAGCAAACCAGGUGCUUCUGCUGUUUCGACUUGGAUGGCAAAUAAAGCGAUUGGCCUCACUCAAGAUGGAUAUGGCGCACUCCUUGGCGAAGUCACUUGGACCUGUACACGCCUCGCCGCCGAAUGGGCUGCCUUGACGGACACGACCAGUCCUUUCAUCUGUGUCCCAUUCAAUGAGCUGCCUUCAGAGCUCGACCCAAAUACAACUCCUGAAAAGGUUGAAGCUGAAAAAGCCCGCAUUCGAAGGGACAUUCUCAGCAAGAGCAAUGCCGAGAUCGUAAGGGAAGAUUCCAACCGCCCAAUUGAUCUCAAGGCGACAAAGCUUUUACGGGAUCUAGGUUCCGACCUCAAUAUCAACGCAUUCUCCUUGAACUUUCGCCAUGCCGAUGGUACUUUGAAUGAUGAUGUCGAAGAAGCCAACUAUCUCAUGCAGCGAGUUAUCGAGGCGCUGUCUGUCGACAGCCCUAACGAUGACCCAACCAAGAUCCCGCUUUAUUUAACAUCUACAUUGUUUUCUGAUAAGCUUUAUGGAAAUUGCAAGAAGAACUUCAUGAGGCGGCUGGGCCUGCAGGACAGCCAUCAAGACUUGAUGGUCCUACGAAACGUCGUCAUGUCGCCAUUCCCAUCCGAUGGCAACUUUCUCGGCAAGUUAGCCCAAAUCCUCCGAGAGACCGUGGAGAAAGAAACCGAGGUCGUUCGGAAGCGAAAUGAGUUGGGCCAAGACUUCCAUAGCUUUCUCAUCCAGGGCACGGAGCAACCUUACCUGGUCCAUCUGCCGAUGUUUCACGUUGCAAAUCACAGGCAGCAGCUCAUCGUGUCUGUUGAUUUUGAUAAGACUUCCAAAGACAAGUAUCUUUCUAUGAGAAACUCAAACCUCACCGAGCCCAUGAUUCUUGUCACUCAACGCAAGACCUUCCUGCAGGAUAUCAUUCGAGAUAACGGCACUUUUACAGGACAGAUCAAGACAAAGGAAUCUGGCAUCAUUUUGAAGAACAUUGCUGUGACUGUGACUAGCACAGUCGCGCCAAACACUCAACUCUCCGCGAGUGGCUGUACGCUUGAACUUGACAACGACGUUCCAUGGAAUGAACCGCUCGUUCUACUCCUCAAUGAGAUCUACGAGGCUCCGAUGCAGCCUUUCCCAUCCAACAACGAGAUCGGCACCAGGAACGGCGCCAUUAUAUCGUACAAGUGCGCCGAGCACAACGAAGGUUCCGUGACCACCAGCGAGACACGCAGCGGCCGAACCCGCAAGUCUGGAUUCUUCUUCCGGCCCGGCGCGACCUUCCGGGCCUGCGUGCAUCUGGACGGUGACCGGACCCACGACAGUUCGAGGGGCGCUUCGUACGCUCUGGGUGAGAAGGUGGCUGAGGGGACGAUCACGUUGGGAGAUGCUGUGUACGUGGACAGCGAGGCGAUGAAUUGGGAUCCGUUCAAGGAGGUUGAGACGAUCAACGAGUGGCGUUAUGAGUUUGAUCAGAUUGGUAAGGAGCUCGAGUGA
Clonostachys rhizophaga is the source of this 2874-nucleotide messenger RNA. The record is from the annotation of a GenBank genome assembly. NCBI's taxonomy places the organism in Eukaryota, Fungi, Ascomycota, Sordariomycetes, Hypocreales, Bionectriaceae.